Molecule: messenger RNA, 1267 nt
Organism: Neurospora hispaniola
Lineage: Eukaryota; Fungi; Ascomycota; Sordariomycetes; Sordariales; Sordariaceae
Exons: 1
Coding region: 81-1082 (333 amino acids)
Cellular component (GO): cytoplasm
Molecular function (GO): 2-oxoglutarate-dependent dioxygenase activity
Source: RefSeq, a predicted model, not a curated record
CUUGACUUGCCAAGGCACUUACACUUACCAUUUGUCACAAUAUAUAUCAAGAUACAACAUUUACCAACUAUAUUCACAACAUGGCGCCCGCACCAAUUCUUGAUUCCAUCGUUGACACGAUUGAGCCCAGGAAGGAGACCCUCCCUCUUCCGGAACCAGCACGUCAACGUCUCCUCAAAGCUGGAAUCGACCUGUCCAAGGGUUAUCCAUACCGCCCAUCUGUGCCUCUUUACCUUCAAGACGUUUACAAGAUUCGCGACGAGGAGCGACUUUACCAGGACGCAGGUGCUCGAGCUGACAAAUCAAAGAAGAACCUCUUCUCAGCAGCAACCAAGGUGACCGACUUGACCACACACAUCGGGACCGAGAUCGAGGGUCUUCAGCUCAAGGACCUCACCCCCCAGCAGCGCGAUGAGUUAGCCCUUCUUAUUGCCGAGCGGAGCGUCGUCUUCUUCCGUAACCAGGACCUCACUCCCCAGCAACAAAAGGAGCUGGGUGAGUGGUUCGGCGAGGUCGAAGUUCAUCCUCAGACUCCCCAAGUCCCUGGUGUCCCCGGCGUGACCGUUAUUUGGCCAGACCUCUUCACCCUGGAGAGACCGGCCGACUUCCGUCGUCCUGGCGGUGCCUCAAACUGGCACAGCGAUCUCGUUCAUGAACGGCAACCGGCGGGUAUCACCCACCUGCACAAUGAUACGGUACCUCCUACCGGCGGAGACACGCUUUGGGCGUCUGGUUACAGCGCUUAUGAGAAGCUUUCGCCUGAAUUUCGCAAGAUCAUCGAUGGCAAGUAUGCCGUGUACCGCUCUGCACACCCAUAUCUCGAUCGGCAGGACCCCAAUGCAGGACCCAAGUACAUCGAGCGCACGCAUCCGCUUGUGCGAGUUCAUCCGGCCACUGGGUGGAAAGCAUUGUGGGUGAAUCGAUCAAUGACGGUGCGAAUCGUGGGGCUCGAUAAGGCUGAGAGCGAUGUGAUUCUGAAUUACUUGUAUGAUGUCUACGAGAAGAACGUCGACAUACAAGUGCGCUUCAAGUGGACACCGGGGACGAGUGCGUUGUGGGACAAUAGGUCAGUAAUUUCUUGAUAGUGUUCAUGAGGUAUGGUAACUUACCACGAGUAAAACGUCCCAGAGUUACCAUUCACAACGCCAGCUGGGACUAUGGUGGCAGGCACCCCCGUCACGGAACCCGAGUGACGUCUUUGGCUGAGGUCCCUUACUACGAUCCAAACGCCCCAACACGGCGCCAAGCGCUGGGGCUGCUGGAUGAU